Molecule: messenger RNA, 3846 nt
Organism: Austrofundulus limnaeus
Lineage: Eukaryota; Metazoa; Chordata; Actinopteri; Cyprinodontiformes; Rivulidae
Gene: dpp10
Product: dipeptidyl peptidase like 10
Exons: 30
Coding region: 778-3168 (796 amino acids)
Biological process (GO): proteolysis; regulation of potassium ion transmembrane transport
Cellular component (GO): voltage-gated potassium channel complex; plasma membrane
Molecular function (GO): serine-type peptidase activity; potassium channel regulator activity
Source: RefSeq, a predicted model, not a curated record
GUUAGAGCAAGUGGGCGUGUACUUCWGAACGUCUUACGUCUCCUCAAUGCUAAGCUAGCGGGAAGGACCGGAAGCAGACUAACGAGACUUUGUUGGGGAUUUAUUAUCAGAACAUCUUUCUGUACGACCGCUAAUUCAAAAGAUGGACUUUUUAAAAUUAUUACUUUUUUAAGCCAACCAACACAGGAAAACUUAGAACUCCUUAAACCCUAGGUUUGCUAAUGCUAGCAGUUCGUUAGCAACAGCUAGCUAGCCGCUACAGCUGUUCCAGUUCUGCUGCUGGAAGUGUUUUAAUGUUUGGAAGAUGUAACCUGAGUGAACGAUCCGAACCCAUAGUGAGGUGAACCGGACCUUCAGAACCUGCAGCCCAAGUGGAUCAACUGUGGCGUCCAUCCCCGUCAGGCUAGUCUGGAUCUCAGAUCCUCUGAGCUAUCUGCAGCAGGGUUCUGCGGCGCCUCCUCCCCCCACGCUCUGAUGGAGCUCCAUGAAUUCUCCUUAUUGCUGUUUAAUGGAGAUGGUACCCAAACAAAUGAGCAGCCUUCUCCUGGCUCAGCACCGCAGCUCCUCAUUAAUCCCCACGCUGAGACGCUGAUGGCAUUAAUUUCUUCAGACCAGCCGAUGUUUUUACCUCCACAACCAAACAGAAUCAGCCGAGGCAAAAACACAAGCUGAAGGUGUGACUCUGAUGAACUGCUGGAUUAAACCCUGGGGGCGUGACCUGAAGGGAUCAGCUCGGAACCGCUCGGCUCGGCUCGGAGGAACAGUUUGGGUCCGAACAUGAACCAGACGGCCAGCGUGUCCCACCAGGUGAAGUGCCAGUCCACCAAGACCAUCAAGGACCUGGGUGGGGUGAGUCCUCCUCAGAGGAACUGGAAGGGGAUUGCCAUYGCCCUGCUGGUCAUCCUGGUGGUCUGCUCCCUCAUCACCAUGUCCGUCAUCCUCCUGACGCCRGCCGACACUCAGGCUGGAAGUGACACCAAACUGACGGUGGAGGAUUUGUUCAAACCAGAGUUCAAAGUUCACGAUCCAGAGGCCAAAUGGAUCAACGACUCAGAGGUGAUCUAUAAGAACAGCGACGGACACGUCAUCAAAUUCAACAUGGUGACCAACGAGACGGAGAUCAUCCUGAUGAACACCACGUUUGUGAAUUUCAACGUGGCCAAAUAUUCUGUGUCUCCUGAUCUAAAAUACGUUCUGUUUGCGUACGACGUCAAACAGGUUUAUCGUCACUCCUUCAUGGCGUCUUACAGCAUCUAUAACAUCCACACACGGGAGGUCUGGGAGCUGGACCCCCCUGAGGUGGUGAACUCGGUCCUGCAGCACGCAGCCUGGGGAGUCCAGGGCCAACAGCUGAUCUACAUCUUUGAAAACAACAUUUAUUAUCGAUCUCAGGUGAAGAGUAACUCCCUCAGACUGACGUCUUCAGGAAAAGAAGGGAUCAUCUUUAACGGCAUCGCAGACUGGCUCUACGAAGAGGAGAUCCUGCAGACACACGUGGCCCACUGGUGGUCUCCUGACGGGGAGAGGCUGGCCUUCCUGGUCCUCAAUGACACCCUGGUCCCGAACAUGGCUCUGCCUCGGUUCACCGGAACCACGUACCCCAAGGGCAAACAGUACCCCUACCCUAAGGCGGGUCAGCCCAACCCKGCGGUGAAGCUCUACGUCGUCAAUAUUUACGGGCCGACGCACACGCUGGAGCUGAUGCCUCCGGAGACGCUGAAGCUGCGGGAACAUUAUGUGACCAUGGUGAAGUGGAUCAGUAAGACCAGGACCGCAGUCAGGUGGCUGAACCGGGCCCAGAACAUCUCCAUCCUGACCGUGUGCGACACCACCACCGGAGCCUGCGUCACGAGACAUGAAGAAAGCUCUGAGCUCUGGCUUUCAAAGCAGAACCAGGAACCCGUGUUCUCCAAAGACGGGAACCGUUUUUUUCUGACUGUUCCUGUGAAACAAGGAGGACGAGGAGAGUUCCACCACAUCGCCAUGUUCACCACACAGUUCAGAGCGGAUCAAAACGAAGUCCGACAUCUAACGUCAGGAAACUGGGAGGUGACCAAGAUCAUCUCCUACGACGAGAACACAGAUAACCUGUAUUUCCUCAGCACAGAGGGAUCAUCACGAAGACGACAACUUUACAGUGUUAAAACGGUGGGUCUGUUCCCUCGAAGGUGUUUGACCUGUGAGCUGAACAAAGCUCACUGUUUGUACUUCGACGCCGACAUCAGCGCCACGAACCAGCACGUCAUCCUGAAGUGUAAAGGUCCAGGAGCUCCGACUGUGAUUUUACACAACCUGAGUAACUCCAAUUAUUACAUCCUGGAGAAUAACUCUGUGCUGAAGGCGGCUCUCAAGUACAAGAGGAUCCAGAAGACGGAGUUCAGGACCGUCCCUAUCGAACACUUUGAUUUACCCCUGAAGAUCUCCUACCCUCUGGACUUCUCAGAGUCUCGUCAUUAUGGACUCCUGCUGGUGGUUGACAGCGCCCCCGGUGGUCAGGCUGUGAACGACCGGUUCUCCCUGAGCUGGGACUCGGUCCUGGUCAGCUCCGAUAACGUGGUUGUGGUCCGCCUGGAYGGGCGGGGCAGCGGGUUCCAGGGCCAGAGGAUCCUGCAUGAAGUCCACCAGAGACUGGGGACGGUGGACGUUCAGGACCAGAUCGCUGCAGUCGAAUACAUGAUCAAGUUUCCGUACAUCGAUCGGACACGGAUAGCUGUGUUUGGAAAGGGCUACGGAGCGUACCUGACCUUAAUGAUGCUGAAGUCUACAGACAACCUGGUGAAGUGUGCGUGUGCCACGUCUCCAGUGACUGACUGGAAGCUGUACGCCUCGGCCUUCUCAGAGAGAUACCUGGGCAUGCCGUCACGAGACGACAGCAGGUACCAGUUCUCCAGUCUGCUGCAGAACGUCCAGGCUCUGAGGGAGCAGACCCUGAUGCUGGUCCACGGCACGGCCGACGCCAACGUUCACUUCCAGCACACUGCUGAGCUCGUCAAGAACCUGGUGAAGGUUGGAGCCAAUUACUCCAUGCAGAUUUAUCCAGACGAGGGUCACUUCCUGUCGCAGCAGAGCCGUCAGCACCUCUACGCCACGCUGAGCAGCUUCUACAGGGAGUGUCUAAAGGAGGAGCUGCUGCCGCUGCCGGACGAGGAAGACGAGGAGGACGAGUAACGGACCUUGAGGGACUUUACAGAAACCCGUGGAAGCCUUUUGGACCGGCUGUGGACACAGAGAGCAGCUGAAGCUCUCAGAGUGUUUGUUCCUGAGCACUUCUUUGUGUGAAUGUAUAAAUGUGUUAAAGACGAGGGCGCCGCCGCCGGGACUCCAGCUGCAAACGGACCAUAAAGUUCUCCUGGUUCUGGGACGCUCGGCUUCUCAGCAAAGCACACGGAGGACUUCCUACAUCGUCCACAGAAAACCACGUGCAUGGACCUCACCGCUGGCGUCAGGGACGACACAGACUUGUGUUUYCUGUCCUCACCAGCAGAGAAAACAUCCAACAUGUCCGCCUGAGGACUUCCUGCUGACGGUUCUCCUCCAACACAAACUGAACUUCCAUUAUUUGACCGUUUUGUGUCGUCAUGUUCACCUUCCUGUGAAAUCACUGCUCACUCRUCAGCUGAGGCACGGUUAAAGGGAUUUUUAUUUGAAACCAGAGCUGUGUGAAGAGUUUUAGCUGCUUCUGUCUGGAGAUCAAAGCUAAAGGUGUGUGGUCAGACACAACCUCAAACAAUUAUUAACCUCUUCAGCCCCAAACUCUAAAUCCCAGCUGAAAUGUAACUGAGUGUAUCUCAACAUUUACAAUCUAAUUAAAUAAUAUUGGUAUCAAAAUAAAGCUAACACUUGGGA